This is a messenger RNA of Salvia hispanica, 876 nucleotides long. The record is from RefSeq and is a predicted model, not a curated record. NCBI's taxonomy places the organism in Eukaryota, Viridiplantae, Streptophyta, Magnoliopsida, Lamiales, Lamiaceae.
AUGGCAUCACAUUCAGUUCAUCAUUUAGAAUUUGAGAGAAGCAUAAAGGUCAUAGCAGAUUCUUCAAAUCUGGAAGUCGACCCUUCCAAAUUCAACAUUGCUAAUGACUACACAGCUUUAUCAUGUGAUUCACUCCCUCACCUCGAUUUCUCCUCCCUUAUCUCCGGCAAUCCUCACCAACGCACCAAAUCCAUUCAAGAUGUCGCGGAAGCAUGUCGAGUUUGGGGCUUUUUCAUCCUUGUGAAUCACGGGAUACCAGAAAGCUUAAUGAAGGACGCCAUUGCAGCUGUGAGAGAGUUCUUCGAUUUGCCAGAUUCUGAGAAGAAGCUUUACAAAGCAAAAGUUGUGUUAGAUCUGAUUCAAUGCGGGAAUUUCACCAUUGCAAACACUUCUGUUAAAUGCUUCACUUUAUGGAGAGAUUACCUCAAGCUCUGUGUCCAUCCCGACUUUCACUGCCCUCACCAUCCACAACUAUUGAGGGAAGUUGUGAUGGAUUACGGUGAAAGAAUCCGAAAUUUGUUUAUAAAGCUGAUGGAAGCUGCUUCGGAAUCUCUGGAAUUGGAUAAACAUUAUGUGGAUGAAGCUUUGAAGAUUGAUUCCAUGGCACAAAUAUUUGUUGGGAAUUACUAUCCUCCAUGCCCUCAGCCUGAUCAAGCAGUUGGCAUCCCACCGCAUACCGAUUCAGGUUUGAUGACAUUUCUGAUAAAUAAUGGAGUUGAGGGUCUACAAAUUGAGCAUGAUGGCAAAUGGUUCAACGUCCAAUCUCCUCCUAAUUCCAUUUUGGUUAAUGUAGAUGACCACCUUGAGAUAUUUACGAAUGGAAGGUUUAAAUCUCUAAAGCAUAGAGCUGUGGUGAAUAAGGAGAGAGAAUUUUAA